Messenger RNA from Emericellopsis atlantica, 1855 nucleotides. RefSeq lists its product as uncharacterized. Bases 212 to 1771 code for a protein of 519 amino acids. The transcript has 4 exons. The record is from RefSeq and is a predicted model, not a curated record. Lineage: Eukaryota; Fungi; Ascomycota; Sordariomycetes; Hypocreales; Bionectriaceae.
AUAGGGGCAUUCGUCCGGGCCCCUGCGUGCGAUGCCCGGCAAGCCUGCUGCCAGCCAGCACUGUGAAGUUUGUGUUGCUAUGCGUUAUUAUGAGAUCAAAACCUUUGACAGACUGGUUUAGUUGGCUCCUCCCGCCGUCAGCUUCGCUGGUCUGUUUCUGAUUCUCGUCCUUCUUUGGACAGCUUCUUGUAAUUACUCUCGUUCAAAAACAAUGAUGCUGUCCACUAAAAGUGUAUUGGGGCUGCUCGCCCUGGGAGCGAAGAAUGUGCACGGCAAAGCCGUUCCUGUUCCCGCCUUAGGCAAUGAGAGUACCGCCACGACAGAGGCGUCGUCGACCAUCACUCAGGCACCGGCCGAAAGUCUCCCAGUUCCCAUCAACACUUGCUCGUACUGGGACAGCACUGCGUCUCAAUGGUUCUGGAACAGCCCGUCGUGCAACGUGCACGCCGGCACGGUCGACCUCGUCUUCUGGCCAACGACGGGCAACUUGACGUAUCCGUCCACCUUCUACGACUCUGUCAAUGACUACACAUUCACUUCUCCAUCGGUGUACAUGGUGGUCCACACGCUGUACGCAGAGAAUGCCUGCGGUCCGCUGGGCCCUUCGACAAGCAAGGCCAUUUUCGACUUUGACUUGACCCAGGUCUCGACGCUUGUCCCUUACUCGGACGAGACGGCGACGACCCGCCGCGCAACGAGGCAGCUCUAUCUGAGCGAUCUCGGCACCAGCUGCCAGGCCUCCUUCAACACGACGGAGCUCGCCACCCAGACCCGCCCCGUGAAGGACGAGGACACGCGCUGCAACCCCUUCCUGGUCAUUCCCAUGGACAUCAAGCGCUGGGGCUACCCGUACUGGAAGCACUGUCAGAUCUACAACAACAAGUUUGGGCUCUUUGAUCCUCCGUACGCCAUCCCCGCAGACACCGAACUGAUACCAGAGGUUACGGCAACCACCACAACGGUGCCGGCGGAGACGCUGCCUGCGGAAAGCUCGACAGUGGCUGAAUCCGCGUCCGCAAAGCCUACCGUCCAGCCGGAUCAGAGCUCUGCCACCGCGAGUGUCUCAGCUCCAGAAGAGACAGCCGCUGUUCCUCCUGUCGAGGAGGAGCCUUUGCCGUCUUCUUCUGCACCGGUCGAGACCAAAGGCACGCCUGAUGAAUCCGAUGGAGCUUCUUCCUCGGACAUUUCCGUGCCGGUUGCGACAGCAGACAACCCCGAGGAGUCCAACCCAUCAUCUCCCUCAGACGACGUGGGCCCCGAAGACAUGGAUACGGAGCACACCUCGGCCACCGUUGGGGAUCAAGAGAAUGCACAAGAGCCUGCUGUGCCUGGUACCACAGACACGGCCGUGAUUUCCGAUCCUCUGGCAGCCCCGGAUCUACCCUCUGAUGAUGCCAUCGUGUCCACCGCAGGGGUCCAGAUCGUCAGACUAGGCGCCGAGGGCAUCGAGGUGGUCGACCAGGACAGCGGGAGAACGUCCACCUACAUUGUGCCCGCCUUUGGGGCCACGCAGCAAGGAGCAAGCAUGGAGCCCGCGACGAUUGCGGUAUAUGGCGGCCAGACGCUCAUCCAAGGGAGUCCAGCAGUGACGGUGACUGGCGUCCCUGUGGUGUCGCCUGGGUUACCGGCCUCUGUGGACACGAGCGCGCCGUCGGUUGUUGCUUCGAGUCCUUCGACCGUGGAAACGCCUUCGUCAGCGGGAAGAAUCAACACCAACGCUGUUCUCACGUGCUGCAGCUGGAUGGUCAUCGUUGCGUGUGUCAUGCUGUAAUGCACCGUGAACGAAUAUCAGCGCUAAGGGUACUCGAAACUUUCGAUUCAGUAAUAUCAGAUCAUAAUUGCAAAUCCACGCUCU